Trichoderma asperellum CBS 433.97 is the source of this 2994-nucleotide messenger RNA. RefSeq lists its product as uncharacterized. The record is from RefSeq and is a predicted model, not a curated record. NCBI's taxonomy places the organism in Eukaryota, Fungi, Ascomycota, Sordariomycetes, Hypocreales, Hypocreaceae. Gene Ontology annotation, biological process: regulatory ncRNA-mediated post-transcriptional gene silencing. Gene Ontology annotation, molecular function: RNA endonuclease activity; single-stranded RNA binding; protein binding.
AUGUCUGAUCGAGGCCGCUCACCUGCCGGCUCUGCGCCUGGCACCUCACCCCAAUCCCGCCAACCGUCUCGGUCAGGCUCUAGUCGAAGCCGAGCGGCUUCUCCAGCACAGACUUCAGGCUCCGGUGAUCCCAAGACCGGUUGGGCGCCUAGUAUGGGAUUCGACCCUGCAAAGCCACCAAGCAAGGAUCGAAAAGGCAAUACCCGCAUGGAACUGCCUCCAGAUGCUUUCAUCUCUAACGAGGAUCGCAAAGACAUGUUUGCUACUCGCGGGAAUAAAUUCAAUACUGAGGGUCGUGCGGAGAAGGUUGAAGUCAACCAAUUUCGUAUGACCAAGUUUGACUUCAGUAAGAAGAUAUAUCAGUAUGAUAUUGUUCUUUCCCCUGAGCCGGAGAAACGCGGACCGGUGAUGAAGAAGAUUUGGGCUCACCCAAGUCUUCGACAGGCGCUGUCUGCCUACAACUACCAAAUGUGGAUUAUCGACGGCUCUAGACUGGCAUGGUCUCCUUCUUUGGUGGAUCGCGGCGAGAUUCGCGUUAUUGUUGAUCUAGAUAAUGGCCAACCUGCAGCUCGUGCUGGCCGCUCCAACAAGUUUCACGUCAUUUUGCGCAAUACUACAGAGAUCCAGAUGGCCGUUCUCCGAGGAUAUUUGGAGAGAAGAAUGCAAUUCAAUAACAGCGUCCAGGAAGCACUCAACUUCAUGGACCACCUUAUUCGCCAAUGGCCAUCGGAGCAUUUGCUCGCCAUUAAGCGCAAUUUCUACAAAAAGAAUGAGCCUGGAAUUCCUCUCUUGCGUGAUGGCGUUAUUGAGGUUCACAAAGGAACGUACGCUUCGCUGAGACUAUCCAAUAAUCUUAGCAAUGGCGGUAUUGGUCUAGCUCUUAACGCAGAUGUUACUAACACCUGCUUUUGGACUGGCCGACAAACAUUGGAUCAGGUUAUGAUCAACUUUCUCGCCACUCUUGAUAGGCGUUACAAGGGAAUUAACCCGGCCACCACCACAAUCUUUAGGCCCUCACAAAAUAGUAGAGGAGAGUGGCAGUCCUCUGAUGCUUUUAAACAGCUUCGAAAGCUGCGAAAACUCAAGUUUACCAUCCGACACAACAAUCGGGACCCCAAACUUUCUGAGAAGGUAUACACGGUGGUGGACUUUUUAUUCGACCAGAAGUAUGGAGGAGAAGGCGCCAAUGCCAGAACUGUCACCUUCAACUACAACGGACGACAAUUAUCUGUUGCCGAUUACUACCGAGAGAAGUACAACGCUCACUUGCGAUUUGCGCAUCUUCCACUCAUCUCUACGGGCAAAAAUGGUCACAUCCCGAUGGAGUUCGCUUUUGUUGAACCGAUGCAGCGAUACGCAUUCAAGCUAAACCCCGAGCAAACUGCAGCAAUGAUCAAAAUUGCCGUCACUCGUCCAAAUGUUCGCAAGAAUGAUAUUAUGAAGAACGUCGGAGACCUUCAACUGCAAAGGGACCCUUAUCUCAAACAUUAUGGAAUUCAGUUGGAGCCUGCAUUUUCGAAGACAGAAGCUCGAGUUCUGAAUGCGCCUCUUGUUAGCUUCAGUCAAGGUGUAGCUGAUCCCAAAUUCUCUGGCCGUUGGGACUUACGUGGCAAAAAGUUCUUCAAGCAGAAUGUGGCACCUCUCAUGAACUGGGGAUUCUUGGUGAUGGACGACUGCGUCAACCCGAACCAACUUCAGCAAUUUGCUCGGAGUUUCAAAACAACUUUUAUGGGUCAUGGAGGCCUUUGCAAGACGGAUCCAGUCUUCGUUACCGUGCCCGGUAACAUCAAAACAAACGUCGCUCAAGCGCUUGCACAUGCGCACGACCAAAUUACGCGAGAGCGAGGUUAUACUCAACUCAUCUUUGUUGUUGUUCAGCACAAGAACAGCCCUCAUUACGAGCGUUUGAAGAAGUCUGCCGACUGCCGUUUUGGCAUUUUGACCCAGGUUGUGAAUGGAGCCUCUGUUGCGGCAAACAAUGGCCAGUACCACUCCAAUGUAUGCAUGAAAGUUAACGCAAAACUUGGUGGGUCGACAUCACGUACGAAUCCUCCGUGGAGACUAGCCCAAGGGGGCACCUAUUUCCCUAAAGAACGUCCUACAAUGGUCAUUGGAGUUGACAUCUCUCAUGCAGCUCCUGGUGGGCCCUCGCCUUCUGUGGCGGCUAUGACAAUGUCUGUUGACAGGGACGCAACCAAAUAUGCAGCCAUGGUUGAGACGAACGGUUAUCGAGUAGAAAUGCUCACCUCUGCCAACAUAAACUUUAUGUUCGGACACCUGAGUAAAGUGUGGAUGGGUGGUCAUGAUCGCCAAUUCCCCAAGCAUGUCAUGUAUUUCCGUGACGGCGUUGCAGAAGGCCAGUUUGCUCAUGUUAUGGAGCAAGAGAUUAAAGAGAUCAAGGCAUAUUUCAAACGAGCAGCUCCGGAUCAGCCACUACCUAAAUUCACCGUGAUUGUGGCCACCAAACGCCAUCAUAUUCGAUUUUUUCCGGAAAGGGGAGACCGAAAUGGCAACGCCUUGCCUGGCACUCUGGUCGAGAAAGAGGUGACUCACCCAUUCAUGUUCGAUUUCUAUUUGUGCUCGCAUGUAGCUAUUCAGGGAACUGCCAGACCCGUCCAUUAUCACGUUCUUCUCGAUGAGAUGAACAUUCCGGUCAACGAGCUACAGAAGAUGAUUUACCAUCAAUGUUAUUCCUAUGCCAGAUCAACAACACCAGUAUCGUUACAUCCAGCAGUAUACUAUGCUCAUCUCGCUGGUAGUCGAGCUCGUGCUCACGAGAAUAUUGCAACCAGCGAAGGUUUCCGAGCCGGUGCAAAGGGUCACGAGAUGAUUCGUGACAAAGUAGCCAAGGGCGAGUCACUCAGUGUCCCUCAACGGGGAAGUGAUGCUCCGGCUCUACUCCAACUUGGCGGUAGACCCGAGAAUGCUAAUAAUCCUGCCAAUGGAGAGAUGAGGCAGAGAGACUUCUUCCGAAGCACCAUGUGGUACAUCUAA